Exophiala oligosperma is the source of this 2665-nucleotide messenger RNA. RefSeq lists its product as uncharacterized. Gene Ontology annotation, molecular function: MAP kinase kinase activity; ATP binding. The record is from RefSeq and is a predicted model, not a curated record. The transcript is spliced from 2 exons. Lineage: Eukaryota; Fungi; Ascomycota; Eurotiomycetes; Chaetothyriales; Herpotrichiellaceae. Gene Ontology annotation, biological process: MAPK cascade; cellular hyperosmotic response; protein phosphorylation. Bases 500 to 2500 code for a protein of 666 amino acids.
CUCUGUUACUGUACUGAUCGACACAUAUCACGACCCUUGAUGCCAAUCGCAGGCUACUUCAAUAUCAAGAUUCUUUCCUUCCCUCCAGAUUUCUCCUAUUCUACGCUUUCAUCAUUCCAUCUCGUCUUCCUGCGACGGCCGUUUGUCCUGACCUACAACGCUCUCGAGGGUGUGCCCAACACAACGUUUCCCCCUCUAUCGACUCCACCAGAACUUUCUCGGUUUUCGCCCCUCCAGCAGCAACCCUCCCCCGGCACUGUCCAAACGUGCUUUCUCAGCCCAACCAACAAAGCUCGCUGCCCGACUCGACCGCACCAAUUCUUACCCUGAGUCGUCGUUUGUUUGGAAGCAAGUUUUGCAAUCAUCGACACUAGACCCCGUCUGGCCAUCCAUUCAACUGUCGCCCGUGGUCCUCGCAUGCCGGCGUGAAUCGACUACGGUCAGCGCAGCUGCGCAACAAAUUGCUGCAACACCCAUUCCUCUGGCCACCUUAGUCACCAUGGCCGACAGCCUGCCUCAGCAGCCGUCUCCUCCCGCAGACUCCCAGCCCGAUGAAGCAGUCUCGAAUUCCUCACCCACCACGUCUUCCAAUCCCUCCUCAGACUCGAUAUCCAGACCACCGUCACUGACGUCGCCUGGUGUCGGCAUGGCUUCCUCGAUGAGUCCCUCAUCCGCUCCACUCGGACCUGUCAAUGCCGCAAGAAGGCCCGGUCCUCUGCCCGGUCGUGCAAGUGGCCUCAACUCCGAUAUACAAGCAAAAAUGAAGGCAUUCUCGCAGUCUAGGCAGGGGGGCCGUCCCUCUGCGACGCAACAAUCGGGAGGUCCGCACGGGUUUGUUGGAGGCCCUCUCGCAGGAGCUCCUCCAUCUUCACCGGCCUCUUCGGCCGGUGGACUACAAUUGCCUCGAGGUUUAAGCCGACCCAACGCUUCCAGCUUUGGGUCUUCUCCAUCUCCGGCGACGGGGAGCCCCAGAAUGGCCAGUCCGCAACCACGGUUGCAGAUGGGUGGGCUCGCAGCGAAGAGAGGCUUCAAGCCCGGGGCGAUGAAAUUAUCCGAUGCUCACAAGCCGCAGCCUGCCGGUGAGAAUCCUGAAAAACAAGAUACCGGCUCGCAAUUCAACAAGUUUUCCAGCAUCGUAGAUACCAAGAAAGGUACACUGAAUUUUCAGAACAAGGCUGUCAUCCACGGCAGCGGCAUCGAGUUUGCUGGAGGCAGCACCUUCUCAAUAUCACUCGAUGAAGUCGACACCAUGGCCGAACUGGGAAAAGGGAAUUACGGGACAGUGUUCAAAGUACGACAUGCCCGUCCCAAGAUGCGAAGACCUGGCCUUGGCUUACGAGGCAAUAUGGUCAGGCAAGUAACAAGUUCAAACCUCACGGAAAAUGGCGAAGGUGAAUGUCCAACUACAGACUCUGGAACCAGCGGCCUGGUCAUGGCAAUGAAAGAAAUCCGGCUUGAAUUAGACGAUACAAAAUUCGCCCAGAUCAUCAUGGAACUGGAUAUUCUGCAUCGUUGCGUUUCACCUUUUAUCAUUGAUUUUUACGGUGCAUUCUUUCAAGAAGGCUCGGUGUAUAUUUGUAUUGAAUAUAUGGAUGGUGGCUCCAUUGACAAACUAUACGGUGAUGGGGUCCCUGAGGGGGUUCUCAAGAAGAUCACGUUGUCGACUGUGAUGGGACUCAAGUGUCUGAAAGAUGAACACAACAUCAUCCAUCGUGACGUGAAGCCCACCAACAUCCUGGUCAACACCCGAGGACAGGUCAAGAUCUGUGAUUUUGGCGUCAGUGGAAAUCUGGUCGCAUCUAUCGCGAAAACGAACAUUGGUUGUCAGAGUUACAUGGCUCCUGAACGGAUAUCUGGUGGCGGUGUGUCACAGGCUGGCGGCGCUGGAGGCUCCUACAGUGUGCAGUCUGAUAUAUGGUCACUAGGUCUUACCAUCAUUGAAUGUGCACUCGGAAGAUAUCCUUACCCUCCAGAGACAUACGACAACAUCUUUAGUCAGCUGAAUGCCAUUGUGGAUGGUGAUCCACCAGAUUUACCAGCAGAUCAAUAUUCGGAGGCAGCCAUUGACUUUGUACGUGGAUGCCUUAACAAGAUACCUCGACUUAGACCGACCUAUGCAAUGCUUCUUCGACACGCCUGGUUGGCUCCUCUGAUGAAACCGCCGACCAUUUCUGAGGACGAAGAGGCUGAAAAGGCAGCCGAAGCCGGCAUUGAAUCGGCAUUUGUGGAAAAUGGUGUUCCCGACACUGCAGAUAAAGAGGUCGCCGAAUGGGUCAAUUCGGCACUAGAAAAGAAGAGGCAGGGCAAGUUGGCAGUGAGCAAGAAGCCGGCAUUGCACGAAGCACCUCUAGAUGCUGUUCCUGGGAGCCCAUUGCUCACAAAGCCCGAAGCUGAUGCCGAAGCGAAUGCGAUAGCUGAACAGCAGGCAAAUUCUGGUACUCGCGUUGAUUCUCUGGAUUUGCUAGCGGCGAAGGUGCAAGGUCUUGACUUCGCUUCAUGAACAGUCUGGACGGGAAGUCAAUAAACACCAUGAAAGAUAUUGUAACGGUACCGAGGAAUGAACAAUCAUCCGGCACCAACAUUUGGUAGAGAGCUCAAUAAGUUUCAUAGUGUAGACUAUCGGUGACAUUAGCCUGCCACAAUACACUGUUCUGCAAAGUUCUAC